Molecule: messenger RNA, 1935 nt
Organism: Photinus pyralis (common eastern firefly)
Lineage: Eukaryota; Metazoa; Arthropoda; Insecta; Coleoptera; Lampyridae
Product: non-specific lipid-transfer protein-like
Exons: 7
Coding region: 145-1752 (535 amino acids)
Molecular function (GO): acyltransferase activity, transferring groups other than amino-acyl groups
Source: RefSeq, a predicted model, not a curated record
AUGUUAAUGUGUGUCAGCUGUCGUCAUCAUGAUCCUUGACAGUUGACUGGACUGGUUUUUUCUUUUUGAUUUGAGUUCUGUACUGUUCGUUAAAGAAGUGGGAUACCACUGGUUUCGUGAUUAUCGAUAAAAAAAUUAGCAAAAAUGGGCAAGGUUUUUGUUAUAGGGGUUGGAAUGUCCAAGUUUGUAAAACCUGGAAAAGGUGGCGAUUAUCCCGAUUUUGCUAAAGAAGCCCUCCUCAACGCACUGAAGGAUGCCAAAGUGAAUUUUGCUGAUGUGGAACAAGCAUAUGCGGGCUACGUUUACGGCGAUUCAACAUGUGGUCAACGUGCCAUAUACGAAGUCGGAAUGACUGGUUUGCCUAUAUUUAAUGUCAACAAUAACUGCUCAACUGGAGCGACUGCGUUAUUGUUAGCUAAAGAGGCUGUGGAGUACGGAAAAGCUGAUUGUGUGCUUGCUUUAGGUUUUGAAAAAAUGGAACGAGGAAGUCUCUCUGCGAAAUACCUUGACAGAAGCAACCCAAUGGAAAAGCAUAUUGGCGUAAUGUCCGAAAUUGUGGGAUUAGAAGCCUCACCAAUGGCUGCACAAUUAUUUGGUAAUGCCGGCAUUGAGCAUAUGAAAAAGUAUGGAACACGCCUGGACCAUUUUGCGAAGAUUGCGCACAAAAAUCACAAACAUUCUGUCAAUAAUCCAUAUUCACAAUUUCGCGAUGAAUACACCUUAGAGGACAUUUUGAAAUCAACUCAAAUUCAUGGUCCGUUAACGAAACUACAAUGCUGUCCGACGAGUGACGGAGCAGCGGCUGCCAUUUUAGCUUCCGAACACUAUGUUCGAACUCAUGGUUUGGAAAAUCAGGCUGUUGAAAUUUUAGGCAUGGAAAUGUGUACAGAUUUUAAAACAACGUUUGACGGAACAUCAAUAAAUUUGGUUGGGUAUGAUAUGACCAGAACUGCUGCCCAACGAUUAUUCCAGAAGAGCAAUCGAAAACCUUCCGAUGUGCAAGUAGUUGAACUGCAUGAUUGUUUUUCGGCUAACGAGUUGAUCACAUAUGAGUCUCUAGGUUUAUGUGAGCCUGGCAAGGCUGGAGAAAUGAUUGACCGUGGUGAUAAUACUUAUGGGGGCAAAUAUGUAGUUAAUCCGAGCGGUGGUUUAAUAUCAAAGGGUCAUCCCCUGGGAGCGACUGGUAUCGCGCAAUGCGCCGAACUAUGCUGGCAACUUCGAGGUGAAGCAGGAAAACGGCAGGUGCCAGGUGCAAACUUGGCAUUGCAGCACAAUAUAGGUUUGGGAGGUGCUGUUGUUGUUGCGCUUUAUGCUUUGGGAUCUAAUAAUAAACGACAAAUUGGAUUGAGAAAAGUUGCAGCGGCAACCAGCGAAAUUGGUUUUCAAGUUACUCCAUAUUUCAAAAUCUUGGAACAAGUAAUGCUGUUGGAUGAGGAGAAUAUUGUUGACAAAUUUAGGGGUACUUAUGGAUUUAAGGUGAAGAAAAGUAAUGAGGAAGAAGGAUAUUGGCUUAUAAAUACAAAAACGGGAAAAGGCACUAUUGAAUUUAAUAAUACUUCGGUGAAACCCGAGGUUACAUUUAUAUUGAGGGAUGAAGAUGUUGUAGAAUUGCUCACUGGAAAAAUUAAUCCCCAAAAGGCGUUCUUUCAAGGAAAGAUUAAAUUGCAGGGCAAUAUGGGCCUCGCGUUAAAAUUAACAGAACUUCAGAAGAUUGCACUACAGAAACUGGAUGUAAUUCGUGCUAAGUUGUGAUUUUUAGGGAUUUUGGGAAACAUCUCUAUUUACUAUUUACUACUCAUUGUUUAUUUUUAUAAAAUGAACUGUUUUUUUGUUGGAGGAGAUUUGCGGCUACAUUUUUAUUCCUGUUUAUACUUGCUAGUUUUGUAAUGUUACAUCACAUUCUUUUGUAAUUGUUAAUAAAAUAAGGCACUUGUA